AUGAGGCAAACACGGUUCUCGGCGGCCGUUCUGGCUCUCGCCGUUGCUUCGGCGAGGGCGGCCGAGAUCCUCUAUGUGACGGACAUGCCUGCGUACGAAGCUCUGUCGGCUCUCCGCUACAACGUCCAGUCGCAAACCUACGACGCAUGCCCCGAAGCUGUGUCGGAACUCCAGUCGUGUGUCUGCACCAAGAACAACAAUUUCGCCUCCAUAUCCUCCCAAAUUUCCGCCUCGGUCAGCUACUCGUGCGGAUCGACGGCCAGCGAGGACCACGCGUCAGCUCAAAGUGUUUUCAAGGCGUACUGUGACCCAAGCCUAACAGUCUCAUUCCCGUCUCCGACCGCCGUCAGUGUCUACAUCACGGAUAUCCCCGAGUACGACUACCUGGCACCAUGCGCGAAGAGCGCCAUCAAAUAUGGAGUUGGGACGGUGACCUACGAACUCUGUCCAACCAACGCGCCUGCACUCGCGAGCUGUGCCUGCAAGAAGAACCAGAACUCGCUCAAGAUCAGCCAAGCUAUCAACUCGGAGGCCAAGUCAUCGUGCUCCGGGCACUCGAUGGACAUCUCGUCGGCCCAGGCCAUGUUUGCUGCUUACUGCGCCAUGAACGACGGCACAACGAAAUUCCCUGUCCCGUCCAACCCCCCCGGCGACAAUCUGCCACAGUAUAGUUCCCUCGCGCCAUGCGCGGCGUCGGGGCUACUGUACGCCGUUCAAUCUAAAAUGGAUAACUUGUGCCCCAGCGGCCCACAGGCUCUUGCGUCGUGUGUGUGCCUUAAGGAGGGCAUGACGAUGGACGUUCUGAGGGACAUUACUUCGUCCGUCAAGUGGGAUUGCUCUUCGACUGCCACCGAAGACGUUUCUUCUGCCGUUGCCGUUUUCGACUACUAUUGCAGCGCUGCCGAGGCAAAGGUAACGGCCGCUGGCGUUUCCAACUCGAUAGAGCAGACGUACCCAGCGACCCGCGCUACCACCAACGGCCCGAAACAGACAGGAAAUGGCGGCAACAGCGAUAGCAGCGACGACGGCAACGGAAACUCGGGCAGCGACGGAUCGGACGGUUCGUCCCAAGGGGGCGACAACGAGAGUUCAAGCGGGAGCAACACGGGCGUCAUUGUCGGAGCUGUGGUUGGUGUCAUCGGCGGCCUUGCUGUGAUCGGAGCCAUCAUCUUCUUCGUCCUCAGAGCGAGGAGGAACCGGCCUGAUUCGUUGCGGAUCCCGGACAACGCGAACGACCCGCCUGUUCCUCUCGGACCGUACGGCGGUAAGGCGGAAUUGGCCAGUGACUCGGUCGCCUCGCCACGCCCUCCAAGCCCGUCCCCGAGCACGCUCAAGGUGGGCGCCAUUCCUGGUCGUGUCAGCACCGUUUCACCCGUCUCCGCCAAUACUACCGGCGCCUUCGCCCCGCCUCCGAACAACCAAGCUGAGCUCAGCGGGCAGGCAGCGUUCUUCCCGCCGAUGCCGAACCGCCCCGAGCUGCACAACCAACACACAGGCACGCCGUCGACUCUUUCUCCAAACACGCCCGAGCUCCAUGGCCAGGCCCAGGCCCAGGCCCAGAACGCCAUGUUCGCUGCUCCGGCACCAAAUGCGCCGGAACUCUAUGGCCAAGGCGCCCCGUCAGCCAACCGACCAGAACUCCAGGGUCAAGGCGCCAUGGUUCCGCCAUCACCACAUGCUCCCGAGCUCUACGGCCAAGGCGCCCCCGCCCCCAACCGACCAGAACUUCAAGGCCAAGGCGCCAUGAUGCCUCCGCCACCAAACGCCCCCGAGCUCUACGGCCAAGGGGCGCCAGCGCCCAACCGGCCCGAACUCCAGGGCCAAGGUGCCAUGUACGCCGCGACGCCGGCCAACAUGUCAGAACUGCAGGGCCAGGGCUCACAAUACCACAACGCCAACCCCAACCGGCCCGAGUUGGCGGGCCAAUACAGCUACCCCCCACAGCAGCAGCAGCAACAGCAGCAGCAGCAUCAACCCCCCUACCCGCCACAACAAUCACCCCACAUGCAGCCCUACUCACCCCAACAAUCCCCCUACGAUCAACAACACCAAUACCAGCAACAGCCACAACAACACCAAUACCCACAACAACAACAACACCAACAGCAAUACCCCUCGCCAACCCCAUCACCCCACCCCCCGCAGCUGCAACCGGGAUACCACGCCUACAGCCCAGGCACACCGCCCCCCAAUAGUGGUGCGUACGGCCAACAGCAGCAGCAGCAGCAUCCACAGGCGUCUUGGCAGGCUGGGCCGGUGCCGGAUUUGCAUGAGAUGGAUGGGGGGAGGGAGGGGAGGUGA
Molecule: messenger RNA, 2301 nt
Organism: Chaetomium globosum CBS 148.51
Lineage: Eukaryota; Fungi; Ascomycota; Sordariomycetes; Sordariales; Chaetomiaceae
Exons: 8
Coding region: 1-2301 (766 amino acids)
Source: RefSeq, a predicted model, not a curated record